AAUUGAAACGUUCCUGAAACCCGCGUAAUGCAAUUGAACCGCCUAAAAAACCUUAGCCUAUCGAAACUCUCUUAAAGGGCUUUCUAAACCCUUUGAAACAAUUCCCUGGAACUCCCCUGAAGACCCUUAUACAAGCCACUUUUUUGGGCUCCCUGGCAAUUUUCAGUAAACUCCCUUUGCCCCAUCUAUUGCAUCAUAUUCAUUUUAUUUUGUAUGUCUCGAGCUCGCAGAAAAUCGAUGAUGGUCUUAUGUCAGUCAUAGCAAGUAGAGAGUUAAUGGCGUGUUAUUGUUGAGAAUUUCUUAUCACAAACGUGGUAUAAAUAAGAAAGUAAUGAAUGUUUUAAAAAUAUUCGUAAAUAUGACAUCGACACACAAUUUAGUUGGUUUACAAAAAUAACAGACAAAAAUGGAUGGGGAUUUACGUUAAUCAAGAGAGCAUCAUUACACUGCAGUGAUUCAGAUUGGCAGCAAGCGCUACGAAGCAAUGGCUGAUUUUCAUGUGCUCCUACUUUUCGGAACUAUCGUUAUGCUAAUACCAGUCAAUGUGCGUCCUCAAGGUGUUUUUGAUCAAGCAUGUGCUCUGGAAAAUGGAAAAGACGGUUUCUGUGUGACUGUACAUCAAUGCCGAGAUAAUGUCCUUAACGUCGAUGGAGCUGGAGUGGUCGAUCUACGCUUUCUUGACGAUUGCGAGAAUUACAUGCUGAAAUGCUGUUCAAUUGAAACGCCAUGUGAAGAUAAUGAAGGCACAUGUGUCGCGGCCAGCAACUGUGAUGCUGAUUUCAACAGCUCAAAGUACAGAUUGUUCAAAGAAUCGGAAGAAUGUGGGUGGAACAAUUAUAAAUGUUGUCCCAACGAAAGGAUUAGAAAGCAGACCAACUCGCCAAAGACGCAAUGUGGCUUUGAUUCUGUUUGCGUUUCCGAUGGAGAAUGCCUGGCUCCGCAACCGCGAUCUUCUGUUUGCAGUGGUUCACAAACGUGCUGUCCACGGAAUCGAGUUAGACAGCAUACGUCUAGUUCUUGCGAGGAGACUGGUGGUCAAUGUGUAAGACAAGGCCAGUGCUCUUCCGUUUUCGGAAUUAAUAUCCGAAUGGCGGCAGCAUGCGAACAACCAGGUUACGAGUGCUGCAUGGACUCUAUAGAAAUUGCAACAGAGGUGCCCGCUAAAGAGAAGUCUUGUGUUCGUGGUAGCGGAAAAUGUGUCCCAAGAAGAGAAUGUAAAGGAACCGUGUACAGGGAUCGUAAGAAUGAAUGUGAUGGAUUAGUCUGUUGCGCUGUUGAUACUGCCGUCACAUCAACCACCACUCGUAGGCCAGACACAACUGGAAAGGGAUGUAUCGAUAACAGUGGAGUAUGCACUACGAGAAAGCAGUGUAAAGGCACCGUAUACAGAGAUCGAAAUAAUGAAUGUGAAGGGCUAGUAUGCUGUGCAACAAUAACUCCAACGGUUGUAUUGCCUACCACUACUACACCUCGAUCAUCUGCAGGAAAGUCUUGUUUCAACAACGGAAAAUGUACUUUGAGGCAAGAUUGCAGCGGAGUCGUGUACAGAGAUCGACGAAACGAUUGUGACGGCUUAGUUUGUUGCGCAGCCUCAGAAACAGCAGUUUCUACAACUCCUCGGACAUUUCUCACUUCCACGACAACGCUUCAGCCAGUGAUAGCCGGGAAGCCUUGCCUUGACAACAGUGGAAAGUGUACUCGAAGGGAGGAGUGUAGGGGUACUGUUUAUGGAGAUCGCGAGAAUGAGUGCGGCGGUCUAGUGUGCUGUACAGAACCAGUCCGCACCUGUAGUUCAAUGAAGGGCAUAUGCGCAGCUGAGAGUAGUUGCCUGCGUAGAAGUACUAAUUCAGCUGUAGACUGUUCAUCGGAUACCGUAUGCUGCCUGGAAGUUGUAGUUGAAAUCAAAGAAUGUGGAUAUCGCAACGUACGCGGCGUUAAGUUCAACACUGUCAACCGCAACGAUGGCGAAUCGCAAUACGGCGAAUUUCCUUGGAUGGUUGCCCUCAUGACUGAGACUUCCGGUGAACUGAAAUAUUUUUGUGGUGGGUCACUAAUCCAUCCAGCAGUAGUUCUAACCAGUGCUGAAUGCCUGAGAAAAUAUCGCCGAACACCGAGCGUCGUGACCGUUCGUGCCGGGGAAUGGGACAUGGGCUCCGAACUAGAGCCAAUUCCGUAUCAAGAACGCCAAGUGAAGCAAAUUACAUGCCACAAGCAGUUCCAGCCUAAUACACUGUUGAAUAACGUGGCUCUUGCGUUCUUGGAAGACGGAUUUAAUCUGGGUCCUACAGUCAACACUAUUUGCUUACCACCUCAAAACUUCAGCGUCGAUAAUAGAGUAACUGGCAUGGGCUGGGGCACCACUCCUCGGAAUCGAAAGCAAUAUCAACAGAUUCUCAAAAGCAUUGAUCUGCCUUAUGCAGAUAGAGACGAUUGCGAACGAACGUUACGGAAAGCCUUAUCAAACCGAAAGUUCCAGCUUCAUUAUAGCUUCAUAUGUGCUGGAGGUGAGCCCGGCAUAGACACAUGCACUGGAGAUGGUGGAUCACCCGUAGUAUACUAUAUUCCCGAUGAUUUAGAGUUGCGGUAUUAUGCGGUUGGAAUGGUGUCCUGGGGCGUCGGAUGUGGAAGAUCUGGUGUGCCAGCUGCUUAUACAAAUAUCGGUGUUUUUAGAGACUGGAUAGAUAGACAAAUGGAAGAGGAAAAUUUUGAAAUGAGGCAUUAUGAAUACCGUCCAAAAGAUAUAGAAGAUUUAUAAGAAUAUAAUAAAAUAUGAAUUACAAGUAUAAAAU
Messenger RNA from Aedes albopictus (Asian tiger mosquito), 2789 nucleotides. RefSeq names its product transmembrane protease serine 2-like. NCBI's taxonomy places the organism in Eukaryota, Metazoa, Arthropoda, Insecta, Diptera, Culicidae. Bases 485 to 2755 code for a protein of 756 amino acids. The record is from RefSeq and is a predicted model, not a curated record. Gene Ontology annotation, molecular function: serine-type endopeptidase activity. Gene Ontology annotation, biological process: proteolysis. The transcript has 9 exons.